Miscanthus lutarioriparius is the source of this 1437-nucleotide messenger RNA. The record is from the annotation of a GenBank genome assembly. NCBI's taxonomy places the organism in Eukaryota, Viridiplantae, Streptophyta, Magnoliopsida, Poales, Poaceae.
AUGGCCGAGAUGGCCAGUUCUGCCAUUGUUGGGGAGGUAGUCGGUCAAAUAUUUUCCAGUAUCAUCGACAAGUACAAUGAUGGAUCAGAUGGAGACAGUAGCAACAUAGAGAGGCUAGAGAUGGCGUGCAUCAAACUCGAUGCUACCAUCGAGACGUCGGACCAUUGGCAGAUCACCGACGUGGCACUGCUGCGCUGGAGAAAGAAGCUGAAGCAUGUUGCUUUAGAGUGCGAUGAUGAGCUUCGAAGAUGUAAGAAGAGAUCUCUUGAAGACAAAGAGACCAAAGAGAAGCUCAGGCAGUCCUCGUUUCCUAGACGAGUAGCUCAUAGCACCAAAUCAUUUUUAUCCUCUCUUGUGAGUCACAGGAACAAUGGUGAACCCUCAAGCAAGGCUGCCGUGCAAAGGCAAAUAUGCACAUUAUCAAAUGUUACACACCAGGGAAGUAUGCUCAAAUGUUUCAGCAUACGGCCUAUGAGUUUUGAGGAGCGCGGACUGGAAGCAAUGCUGGUAUUCAUCCAUGAAGACUGCAAGGCACCCAAGGAGAAUUUUCGCCUGGGGCUCAUGCUGCGUCUUUCCCAGAGUACAGACGUCAUUGGGAUUACUGUCAAGUGUUUGCAACUGCUCACACCUCACUUCAACUCUAUCAGCGAGGUAGUCAUCGGAGAGCUCACUCAGCUUCCUAUGCAGGACUUUAAGUGGUCGCCUACGUACGAUGAACCAGGUGACAUGGAACACUGGAACCAAGUUCAUGACACUUUGACUCGAUGGUUCCGUUCAGAUCCAUUCUGCUGCAAACAGCAUGAGCUCCAAAACAUGUCUGCAGCUUGUAGCAGCAGCACAAAUGCACCGGGGCUAUCAGGCAUAUUCCCAGAACAAGUCAUUGGAGUGUUUUUGCAGCGUCACAUUUUACUGUCUGAGUAUCGGGAAUUGCAGGGGUCAAAGAUGACAUGUCACAGUACGUCAUCUUUCCAAGAGGAUGUCUUGCUUUUGAAGCUGGGAGUUCUCUUCAUGCCGCAUCACCCUUUGGAAGACAUCAAGUUUGCUACUGAAGCUGAGAGCUCUGCAGUAGAGCAGUUAUUAGAUGCAAAUGUUCAUCCACACCAACUUGACAGUCUCGUGCUGCCCAAGGCGGUAGAAUAUCUUCACCAUAAUGCUGAGGCGAUGAUGUAUCGGAUGUCUUGGAAGUCUAAACAUGGCAGUGCACACCUCUGUUUGCAGAAAACAAGCAAAGAGAUGAUGGGAGCACUGGGAGCUACAACACGACAAGGCUGGAGGAACAAUAGCAACGCCUUUUUGGCGUUUCGAUGUAGAAAGGGGAACGAUGACUGUGAUCGAUAUGGGAAUGGCAGCACUCAGUGUGGUGGGCUUCCUCCUCACGCUUGCCCUUGUGCGCUCAGCCAUGAAUGCUCGUCAGUGAUCUGGAUGAAUAAAGAAUAG